UCUGCGCUUGGCUUUUUAAACACUCCCGCUUUUUUGCCAAGCGAACUUUAAUAUGUCUUCCGCGAAUUUGGCGAAUGUUUACGCGGAGCUGAUGCGGCGAUGUGGCGAGUCCUACACGAUCACCUACGGAGCGCCACCCACUUACCUGGUGAGCGCGGUGGGACCCGCGGAGGCGGGCAAGAAGAUCGUGCUGGUCUUCAAGGAGGAUCGCAGUGGGUCAGUGGCCAGGAUCCGGGCCGCGUCCUCGAUCACGCCCACGAAGGCGUCACCAAAAACUGAGGGCUCCGCGGACUUGGAUCUCACGGGGAGUCCCUUGAAGGACGACUGCCUGGUGGACGCCAUAGGCGACCUGUCCAUAGACCUCCAGCUGGAGCACUCAAAUCCCUGGAAGCUGGAGGAGGAGUACCAACGAGGAGUCCCUGUGGACAAGGCCAGGUCCAUCGUGUGCUCCGAGUUCCUGCAGCUGGCUGAGGGACUGGGAUCCGUGUGGUUCCUGUGCGAUGGCAGCGAUCCCGCUCAGACCCAGUUGCUCCAGUAUGAGUUUAACCCCACGCACUUCUCCCUGGGAAUCCUGAGCUAUCAGGGCGUGUUCCCCGCCUACCAGGUCAACUCGCAAUCUCUGGUGCGACAGCAUGGCAAGGCUCCCGACGAAACGCUGAUCGAGAACAGCUACCAGGUGAAUUCCCACAUGAGGCUGCGCUGCUCCUGGACCUCUAGUGCCGGGCUUCCGCUCCUGGUGAACCUCAACGACUGCGAGGUGUCCCUAAAUCACACUUUCCGGGUGGGCGAAUGCACCCCAUUGACCCAGGACUUUAUGAACCAGCUGCGCAUUCUGGUCUUCAUACGCGAGGACAUCGUCUCCUACCACAAGGAUGUCAAACAGGGCGUCUCCCGAGAUCCCACCUACCGUUGUGGCAGCGGCAUCGACAUGUACGAGCUGCGGGAUUCCAUUAACCAUACUAUGACCGAUGUUUCCGGCUUUAUACAUCGCUAUAGCAUCGGCAAUGUGGAGUGCGACAUCGAGGAUGUGGUGCAGAGGGCCAAGGUGCGCCGGCUCACGGAUCUCACCGACAAACUGUGGGAGCUGCUCAAGAGCUGCGCCUCCUACAAGGACCUCAAGAUGGCCUUCAACAUGCUGUUCCAAUGCGCUACCCGCUGUAACAUAGUGAACACCCCAACCAACAAAAACCGCCUGGCCAAGAUUAUCACCGAGUUGGCCAAUCGCCGUUUGGCCAUGCCCUGCCUAAGUGGCGCGGAGCCUUUGGAACUGCUGCUGGAGAUUGGCCUGGAGAAGCUAUACAAGGACUACGAGUUCAUCUACACGGAGAGCAAGUUAUGCAGCACCAAUCUGCUGAAGGAGGACUCCAGCGAAGCGGCGAAUGACGACGGCUCCCCGCAGAAUUUGCCCCAGCUGCGAAAAUCCCUGCAUAAUGCGGUCAGGGGGGAUCCGAUGCCGGGAGCAGGAAUGCGCAAGACGUUGCUGCACCACCACGGCGCCGUAAAGUCGGAGAAUGCAGGGGACGACGAUGAUGCCGGGUUUAAAAACAGCCAUUUCGACGAACAGGAGAGCACGGAACGGGUCUCAAAGUUAUUCCAAAUCCACUGCACCUUGGAACACCUGCUGAUGAUGCACAUUUACCUGAAUCUGUCCAACGUUUAUAACGAUGUCUGCUCUGAACUGCUGAAGAGACCUCUCAGACUAGUGGAGUCCAUUGAUGAUCAGCUGAGUGAUGUGAUGGACAUCCGCCUGUCUGCCCACUACGUUAGAGAUCACUUGGAUGGCAAGGAUCCCUACUCUCGACACAUCACCAUGCGCUCAUACAAUAAGUUCCGUGAACUAAAGACCACUUUCUAUUUCAAUUCGGAGAACAUUUGUCCCCCAAAUUUGGCUCAGUGCUUUCAGUGCGAUGACAAGGAGAUGGUCAAGGAGCGCACAUAUCAUUCAUGGAUAUAUCGCAAGAUUCGUUCACUCAAGUGAAGCAGGCCUGUGAUAUGCAAUUGUACAUUUACCGUACAAUUUUUAGCCUAUUUAGGGAUAGCUAGAAUUUGUAAAAGGGCUCAUUUUAAUUUUGUAAUACUUGUCAUGUCUAACAUCUGUCCGGAAUGGGGGACUGCUAUUUUCUGUACCCUUCUAAGCCCUAUAAACUGUUAAAUUAUUUCAAUUAAAGGCUUCUAGUAACCAUUAUUAUCAACUUAAACCUA
Messenger RNA from Drosophila subpulchrella, 2202 nucleotides. It is a transcript of the gene Zwilch, whose product is annotated as protein zwilch. The transcript has 4 exons. Gene Ontology annotation, cellular component: RZZ complex. Lineage: Eukaryota; Metazoa; Arthropoda; Insecta; Diptera; Drosophilidae. The coding region runs from base 53 to 1978 and encodes 641 amino acids. The record is from RefSeq and is a predicted model, not a curated record. Gene Ontology annotation, biological process: protein localization to kinetochore; mitotic spindle assembly checkpoint signaling.